Lolium perenne is the source of this 483-nucleotide messenger RNA. NCBI's taxonomy places the organism in Eukaryota, Viridiplantae, Streptophyta, Magnoliopsida, Poales, Poaceae. The record is from RefSeq and is a predicted model, not a curated record.
AUCCCCAUCUCUCUUCACCUGCAGAAGGAGGAAGUCAGGACAGGAGCGAAGCCUAACGUCUUUGCCGUGCUAAAGAAGAUGAAGCAAAGGAAGACGCCUGAUCCUGAGACGGGGUCCUUGUGGGUUAACCCGCAAUCCGAGACCCAGUGCACGGCGUAUGUCUCCAAGUUCAAGCAGAAGCACGGCGAGGACGCCAAUCCAGAGGCCGAGGACUUUGACCCUGAGGUCGCGGUGCUUGCGGGAGAAGGCUUGAAGCAUGGCCGCCUAUGGUUUGGUGACGGGUGCGUCGACCCAGCGAGGGUUCCCUCUCUCCGCCAGAUCCGUCGUGGUCGUAAGAGCGGCCAGCCUGAGGUAGAGCCCCGGCCACGGGCUUCGGAUCUAGCUGUCGAGCGGUUACGGGUAUGUUCUUCCUCGGGUCUCUACAUUUCCUUUACAUGCUUUCCAUUGAAAUGUUAAUGACAUCGCGGCAACACAACGUAGGAG